AUGGCGACUAUCCGGUACGAUCAGCAAGGGCAUAUGGUGAUCAAUUAUGUAUGGAACGCCAGAGAACUGCGCUAUAUCAUGGUUCGCAGCUUCCUUGACGCAUGUAGUGUGUCUUGCACAGCUACAAACAUCGAAAAUGCUUUUAAAGCAACAGGAAUCUAUCCAAUGGAUAUGAACAAACCUCUUGCUUCCAGAUACAUUGUAGCAAAUGGAGUUCCUCCUGCAAGGCCCAAUUUUGUCAACGACAAAGUCCUUACAGAUCCAAAUGUGAUGAUGCAAGUCUUCCAAAUGGAAUAUGGACGCCCCAUGCAGCAACAGGAUUGGUAUUUCAAUCUGUUUGUGGCUAUGCAAUCUGUGUUGGCCUGGAAUGGAGCAUAUGGCCAGGUUCUUAGUCGUGAGUUACAUCUCCUUUAUCCUACUGCAGGUGGAUUUCAAAAAAUCCAAUUAAAAUGA
This is a messenger RNA of Trichomonas vaginalis G3, 453 nucleotides long. Its product is annotated as DDE endonuclease family. The transcript has a single exon. The record is from RefSeq and is a predicted model, not a curated record. Lineage: Eukaryota; Parabasalia; Trichomonadida; Trichomonadidae. The coding region runs from base 1 to 453 and encodes 150 amino acids.